Messenger RNA from Nerophis lumbriciformis (worm pipefish), 1257 nucleotides. The record is from RefSeq and is a predicted model, not a curated record. Lineage: Eukaryota; Metazoa; Chordata; Actinopteri; Syngnathiformes; Syngnathidae.
AUGUCGGAGCUUCUGCUGAACGUGCUUGGGGAGCGGCUCGUCAACCGCGAGAAAGCCGAGGUGGACGUUCAGGCGCUCGGCGAGCGGGUGUCGCUGCUCGGCCUGUUCUUUGGUUGCGGCCUGAACGCGCCGUGCCGGCAGUUUAACGGCAGCUUGUGCGACUUCUACAGCCGCUUCAAGAAGACUUCGGAGCAUCGAGACCAGCUGGAAGUGGUGUUCGUCUCCUCGGACCAGGAGCAGAAACACUGGCAGGACUUUCUGCAGGAGAUGCCCUGGCCCGCCUUGCCCUUCAAAGACAGACAUAAAAAGAUGAAGCUGUGGAACAAGUACAAGGUGACCAGCAUCCCAUCGCUCGUGUUCGUGGACGCCGCCACAGGGAAGGUGGUGUGUCGAAACGGUCUGCUGGUGGUCAGGGAUGAUCCUAAAGGUCUUGAGUUCCCCUGGGGGCCCAAGCCUUUUGCUGAGGUGGUGGCGGGGCCUUUGCUCAGGAGCAACAGGCAGACGACUGACAGCGCUUCCCUGGAGGGGCACUACGUGGGGGUCUACUUCUCGGCACACUGGUGUCCACCAUGCCGCAGUUUGACACGAGUGUUGGUAGAGUCGUAUCGCACCAUCAAAGAGUCGGGUCAAAAGUUUGAGAUGGUCUUCGUCAGCGCUGACAGGUCUGAGGAGUCUUUCCAGCAGUAUUUCAGUGAGAUGCCCUGGUUGGCGGUGCCAUAUUCAGACGAAGCUCGACGUUCGCGACUCAACAGGCUGUACGGGAUUCAAGGUAUACCCACUCUGAUCCUGCUGGACACCGAGGGUCACGUGAUCACGCGACAGGGACGCGUGGAGGUGCUGAACGACCCUGAGUGCCGCCUGUUCCCCUGGCACCCUCGGCCCGUGCUGGAGCUGAGCGAGGCUAAUGCCGCACAGCUUCACGAGGGACCAUGCCUUGUUCUAUUUGUGGACGCUGAGGAGGAAGGCGAGCUGGAGCCGGCCAAGGAGCUGAUCCGGCCCAUCGCUGAGAAACUGAUGACUAAGUACAAAGCCACCGAGGAGGAGACGCCGCUGCUUUUCUUUGUGGCCGGAGAGGAUGACAUGAGCGACUCACUGCGUGAUUACACCAACCUGCCAGAGGCGGCGCCACUGCUCACCAUUCUGGACAUGUCUGCACGGGCCAAGUACGUACGCGACGUGGAGGAGAUCACGCCGGACGUGGUGGAGCAGUUCGUCGGUGACUUCCUGGCUGACAAGCUAAAGCCCGAGCCCAUCUGA